Habropoda laboriosa is the source of this 1262-nucleotide messenger RNA. Its product is annotated as sulfatase-modifying factor 1. NCBI's taxonomy places the organism in Eukaryota, Metazoa, Arthropoda, Insecta, Hymenoptera, Apidae. The record is from RefSeq and is a predicted model, not a curated record. The transcript has 4 exons. Gene Ontology annotation, cellular component: endoplasmic reticulum. The coding region runs from base 146 to 1261 and encodes 371 amino acids.
GAAUGACGAGUUUUGCCAUUGGUUGUAACAUUCGUUUCAGCUUCAAAUCGAUAAGUCUUCGUGGUUCUUCCAAUCACCGUUAACUCAUUUACAAAAUUAAUACGCCAACUCUGCGUACCGGAGGAAUUUCCUUAGUCUCGAAAGAAUGAAAACAUCGAUAGGGAAGAUUUUCGAAGGUAAAUCGACUGCGUUGUUCGUUUGCGCAGGCAUAUUCCUUUCUGUACUGUGUUCUGUAGCGGGAACCUCCGAAACAGAUAAUUCAAAUGAGAAACCUGCCCAUUGUGGCUUCCACAGACAAACAACCACAAAGGGCAAUCGUAAAAGAGAAAUACGCGAUUACUGUCUGACAAAUGACCAUAUACUUGGCAUUUACGAAAACACUGUUGUCACUCGCAUAAAUCAUUUGAAAAACAUGGUAAGAAUAGAGUCUGGCAAGUUUGUAAUCGGCACAAACGAUCCAAUUUUCGUGGCUGACGGUGAAGGACCGAAACAACAAAUAUACUUGGAUAGCUUUUACAUGGACGAGACGGAAGUGAGUAAUGGUGAUUUUGCAAGAUUCGUCGACGCUACCGGCUAUCGAACGGAAGCUGAAAAAUUCGGUGAUUCGUUCGUAUUCGAGGGUCUAUUGGGAGAAAAUGUAGCAACAGACGUACCGCUCGUUGCUGCUCAGGCUCCUUGGUGGGUACAAAUAGAAAAUGCGAGUUGGCAUCAUCCAGAGGGUCCUGAUUCCGAUAUCGAGCAUAGGAUAGACCAUCCUGUUGUACAUGUUUCGUGGAACGAUGCUGUUGCCUAUUGCGAAUGGUUGGGAAAAAGAUUACCAACCGAAGCCGAAUGGGAAGUAGCAUGUCGGGGAGGACUCUCGGAUAGAUUGUAUCCAUGGGGAAAUAAAUUCGUUCCGAAUGGUCGAUACAGGGCAAACACGUGGCAAGGUGAUUUUCCGACUAAUAACACGAAAGAGGAUGGAUAUGAAAGUACAUCGCCAGUUACAGAAUUUCCACGAAACAAAUAUGGACUGCGUAAUAUGAUAGGAAACGUUUGGGAAUGGACGUUCGAUUGGUGGACAGUCGACGUCGGGAAUCGAGGCGGGUCGACCAAUCCUGCCGGUCCACCACAUGGUACGAACAAAGUGAAGAAAGGUGGUUCUUACCUUUGCCACGAGAGCUAUUGCUUUAGAUAUAGAUGCGCCGCGCGAAGUCAAAAUACUCCCGAUACGACAGCUGGAAAUCUUGGUUUUAGGUGCGCGUUGUCGGGGAAACGUUAAU